AUGGAAACAGACGGAUCCGUAACGGACUCCCAAAGGGCCCGUGAAGGGUCCUUCCGACUUUGCCUAUGCAAGCUUUUGAAUUUUUUGAAGGCUCUUAAAAGGGCGGGAAAAGGGUCAAUAGAGGGCUUUAGAAGGGUCCAAGAAGACAGCUUGAUGAAGCCAUUUUUCAACUUUUUAGGAACAAUUGAGGAAAAUUUUAGAGUUUUCUCCAGAUUAUGCCAUUUUAUUUAGGGAAUUUUCCCUCUCUUCACCUUCUAAAAGUUAUUUCACGUAUUUUUUUUUACAAAAUAUUUUUUUUUCAUAAAUUUGAAUAUUCCAGAGCACAUUGAAUGGAUCGACAGCAGUCGAACACGUUGCCACAUUUACUGGCGAAGGCCUGAAGAGUGGGGCGCCUUGAUUUACGAUUGGGCCGUCCUCAAUUCUUUCCUCAACACACCCUUGACUCUGUAUGAAAUUACUCAAGGCGAUGAUACUACUGAUGAGGGUCAGUUUUAUUUUUCUUCGAUAUCGUCAUGUUUUUUCAUCUUUUCAAUGAAAUAUGACGCCUAGUUGUAGCUGCGAAAAGCAUAUAUAUACCUACGGCAGCAUUUCACGUUUUUUUUUUUGGCUAAAAUACCGAAAUUUAGUUCCUAGAACGCGCGAAAACUUGCGGGUCUUGAAACGAAGCGCACGGAAAAGCUUCUUAUACUGUGGUUCUUCUGAAAUAUGAUAGUUUAGCUCGAGAUUCAGCAUAUAGCCUGUUCUGCGUCAAGCUUGUACCGUUUUUACGAAAAAAAAAAAUCCUAUUCCGGAUUCGACCAAACUUCGCUUCGAGACCUUUGCCUUUUGCAGUUCUGUAAAUAAAAAAGUAAACCACCUGUUUUUACGGUAGCUUUUCUUUGGAUGUGCUUAAAAAAUGACGAGCGAAACGUGAAAGCUUUUUGAAAAUCACGUAUGGAGUUCUAAAAGACGCUGAAUCCUUACCUGAAUACCUGAAAUAAAAAUCGAAACGGCUCUUUUUGGAUUCAUUUUCAAAUUACUGCUUCUAUCAUGAUGGAAAUUUUUGGAAUUUUUAUUUCAAAUAGAUGGUUUUUCGAAAAAUCUAACAUUUACGGGUUUUAGCGUUUGUUAGGUUUGGAAGAUAUAUGUUAUUAUACGUUCAAUUAAUUUUUAUUCUUCACAAAGUGUAGAUUUUUUGAAUAAGAGAAGGAUGUUUAGAGUGAUAAGAAGAGAAAAGCGAGCAAUUUUCAUAGAAUUACUCGAAAAAAGUAGAUUUUUUUAAAAAUUACUCUGUUUUUUUAAAUGAAAAACUUUAAGUUUUUUUCAUUAAACUAAUUGCUCAAAAAUUGCAUUAUUCAUUGUUUUUUUGUAUUGCUCUGAAAAGGUGUUUUUUAUAACUGAUAGAAGAACUAGUUUUGUGAAAAUCCAAGUUUCUAUCGAUUUUCUUGACUUUCAGCGUUCUUCGGACUGGAAAAGGACGUUUUGCUGAAAGCUUUGCGGAGCCUGGAAUCGUCGCGGAAAGCCCAACUUCUCAAUAUCGGAUCCGACAGCGAAGGCGUCAAAUUCCUUCAAUAA
Caenorhabditis auriculariae is the source of this 1554-nucleotide messenger RNA. The record is from the annotation of a GenBank genome assembly. Lineage: Eukaryota; Metazoa; Nematoda; Chromadorea; Rhabditida; Rhabditidae.